AUGUCAGCGCAACCCACCCAGGAUAGUUGCGGAUCCUGGUCAUGCGAAGACUCUGACCAACAGGAACUGAGCGCCAUCAUAGCCAGCUUUAAAAUGGACAAUUAUGGCGUCAUCUCAUUGGGAAAGGAUGGUAUUCUGCGGUCUCUCACGGCCGAGCGGGACGUUAUCGGCGCCGCGCCUCUCCGCCCGAGCCUCAUCGCAGCGUUGCAUGCCAGGUUCCCGAAGGAGUACGCUGAAAAAUACCUCACUGCAGAAUGGGAUGGGGUCGAUGGAUUUAAGACUCCUGAAUCAGCUUGGUACAACCCCGACAAAAGCAUCUUGCCCGCACCAUUGAGCGAGCUGAAAAAGAAAGAAACUAUCGAGGAGUUGGAGACACUGAAGAAACAGGAGUCCCAAACCUCUGGCCAGCAACAUGAAGGAUAG
This is a messenger RNA of Xylaria bambusicola, 423 nucleotides long. RefSeq lists its product as uncharacterized. The coding region runs from base 1 to 423 and encodes 140 amino acids. Lineage: Eukaryota; Fungi; Ascomycota; Sordariomycetes; Xylariales; Xylariaceae. The record is from RefSeq and is a predicted model, not a curated record. The transcript has a single exon.